Molecule: messenger RNA, 1432 nt
Organism: Pseudoliparis swirei
Lineage: Eukaryota; Metazoa; Chordata; Actinopteri; Perciformes; Liparidae
Gene: alg2
Product: ALG2 alpha-1,3/1,6-mannosyltransferase
Exons: 5
Coding region: 91-1308 (405 amino acids)
Molecular function (GO): alpha-1,3-mannosyltransferase activity; GDP-Man:Man(1)GlcNAc(2)-PP-Dol alpha-1,3-mannosyltransferase activity
Source: RefSeq, a predicted model, not a curated record
GUUUCCUGACAGUUCAUCCGGCUACGGGCACGUAGAAGAGCAUAAUCACAGGCAUCUGAACCCGGUCAAGAUAGUCAAGAGAUACUAAGGAUGGCACGAGUGGUGUUUCUCCAUCCAGACCUCGGUAUUGGUGGAGCAGAGAGACUGGUGGUGGAUGCUGCUGUUGCGCUGAAGUCUCAGGGAUGCAGCGUGCAGAUUUGGACGGCCCAUUACGACCCAACACACUGCUUCGCCGAGACCCUGGACCCAGAACUACCUGUGGUGUGUGUGGGUGACUGGCUACCCACCAGAGUGUUUGGUUACCUGCACGCCCUGUGCGCCUACCUGAGGAUGAUCUAUGUGGCCCUCUACCUGGUCUUCCUCAGUGGGGUGGAGUACGAUGUCAUCUUCUGUGACCAAGUGUCGGUGUGUAUCCCGGUGCUGCGACUGUCCCGUGUCAGGAAGAAGGUUUUGUUUUACUGUCACUUUCCAGACCAGCUGCUGACGCAGAGGAAGUCAGCGCUGAAGAAGCUUUAUCGCGCUCCCAUCGACUGGCUGGAGGAACGCACCACUGGCAUGGCUGACAUGAUUCUGGUAAACAGCCAGUUCACCGCAGGCAUCUUCAAAGAGACCUUUCGUGGUCUAAGAGGAGUCCAGACAGAUGUCCUCUAUCCCUCCCUCAACACACAUACCUUUGACCAGCAGUCCAGUGAAGCACAAGGCCUGGGAGGGCUGCUCCCUGAGGGAACCUCAUGCCUGUUUCUCUCUCUGAACCGAUACGAGAGGAAGAAGAAUCUGGGGCUGGCUCUGGAGGCUCUUGCAUUCCUGAUGAGCAGCCUUCCUCCAGGCCAGAGAGCAGGUAUUCACCUGGUGGUGGCGGGGGGCUACGAUGACCGAGUCACUGAGAAUGUUCAACACUACACUGAACUGAGAGAGCUCGCAGCGCAGCUUCACUUGGAAGGCUUUGUCACUUUCCUGCGCUCCCCCUCUGACUCACUGAAGGUGGCACUGCUGCGGGGCAGCUGUGCCGUGCUGUACACCCCGAGCAGAGAGCAUUUUGGGAUAGUUCCCGUGGAGGCCAUGUACUGCUGCUGCCCUGUGAUCGCGGUGAACUCCGGGGGCCCCCUGGAGAGCGUGGCAGACGGGGAGACGGGCUUCCUGUGCGAGCCCACGGCGGAUGCCUUCUCUAAGGCCAUGGAGAGGCUCGUGAGGGAGCCGCAGCUUCGCAGGGACAUGGGGCAAGCUGGGAGGAGGAGGGUUCAAGAGAAAUUCUCUCUUCAGGCCUUCUCAAACCAGCUAUAUGGGUACGUUACGAGGCUGAGCCAGUGAGCUGAAUGCUGGAGAAGAGUCGGGAGACAGUUGGAAAAAUGAUCCUCGGCUGAACUGUGAAUUGUCUGUGGAUGACGAGGGUCUUCAGUGAAGAGGAUCAGAGAAUGUAUGUGUAAAUGUGCAG